Penicillium roqueforti is the source of this 1041-nucleotide messenger RNA. RefSeq lists its product as uncharacterized. The transcript is spliced from 5 exons. Lineage: Eukaryota; Fungi; Ascomycota; Eurotiomycetes; Eurotiales; Aspergillaceae. The record is from RefSeq and is a predicted model, not a curated record. Bases 1 to 1041 code for a protein of 346 amino acids. Gene Ontology annotation, cellular component: membrane.
AUGGAGAACUAUAGCUCCUCAACACUUCCACGAAAGAAGGCCAAGACUGGGGUGAAGAAGACUGGGGUAAAGAAGACAGGAAAGAAGUCCACUGGCAAGAAAAAGCCAACUUCGUCUACCAGUGCAGUUCACCUUGCCGCUCCUUAUAAUCCUUAUCCCACGAACACUCAGUAUGCACCGAAUUAUGCGCCUCUUCCACAGACGGUGGUUAUUGAGAAACCAAUAGGGGGUAACCGAAGAGGAAAAAAAUCCAUAUGUGCACUCGUGUUUCUAGCGGUUGCCUCCUAUCUACUGGCAAUCAGUCUGGGUCUUUAUGUUCUAACGAGCUGCGCCUGGACAAUGGCAGAUUCCAAUAAAAUCUACCUCGCUGAGCUCUCAACAAACACGACCUACGAUAUCUCACUUCGGGUGGGCUACUUUGGAGGAUGUCUAUCAGUCACCGAUGCAGCUGCCGUAUCCUCUUCCGAUGGCAAUUCCUCCGCACAAACGUUCACCAACUGCGUCUCGAACAUGCGCCGAAAGGAUCUGGACGACCUGAGCGAAGAACUUUGGGAGCACCUAGACCACGAAGUCUCUAGUGUCCAAUCCGACGUUCAAACCUUUCUGAACACCACCCUCCCACAAUUCAAACACCUCCAAGAUGAUGUCUUCUUCUGUGAACCUCCUCUCGUUCAUGCCCUCCUAUUUUUCAUCUCGGGAAUUAUGCUCCUCGUUGCUCGCACAGGCACAUCCAGAAAGAAGUCGUACAAGGCAAUGUUAGUGAUCGCAAUCACUUUCAGUGCCUUCUCGCUUGCCCUCGCUCUAGUGACCGUCCUCGGUACUCUACAGGGUAUGAAUGCGUUGCUUGACGCCUCUUCAUCCGGGGAGCAAAGAGAUCUUGGUGAUUCCUUGUAUCUAUCGCGUGGCAAAAGAAUGCUGGGGUAUCAGGGAGCUCUUACUGGUAUUGUCGGUGUAUUCUAUAUCUCGAUGGGGGUGCUCUUUGUGCAGCGGACGCCAGAGGGAGCGGCUGGCACUAAACUCUGGCUGAGCCACGUGUGGUGA